Messenger RNA from Fraxinus pennsylvanica, 339 nucleotides. Lineage: Eukaryota; Viridiplantae; Streptophyta; Magnoliopsida; Lamiales; Oleaceae. The record is from the annotation of a GenBank genome assembly.
AUGUUUGAAAGUGUUCCUGUAGGAGAUGCCAUUUUCAUGAAAUGGAUACUACAUGAUUGGAGUGAUGAUCACUGUUUGAAAUUGCUUAAGAACUGCUACAAGGCUCUACCUGAAGAUGGAAAGGUAAUUGUUGUUGAUGCAAUUCUUCCCAUGAAAACCGACGCUAGUAGCUCCGUGAUUAGUACGAGCCAAUGUGAUCUGAUAAUGAUGACUCAAGAUCCGGGAGGCAAGGAGAGAUCCGAAGUUGAGUUUCUUGCCUUAGCGAAGGGAGCGGGAUUUACAGGCAUAAAAUUGUACUGUUUUGUAUGCAACUUUUGGGUCAUGGAAUUCCACAAGUAG